GAUAGAGAGAGAGAGAAAAUAGAAGGAAAAUUUAGAGAGGAUGGGUUAUAGUUCUGCAAUUCGGCUAUGUUUAUGCAUCUUCUUUGCACUUUCAAUUGUGUCUUCGGCUCGACUCAGUUUAUCAUUUCCAGAAAAUGAAAAGAUGUUGGUGAGAGGUAGAUCAUUGAUGAUGGUGCACACCAACGACUACGACGAGCCAUCGGCCAACGGUAGACACAACCCACCUGGUGGGAGGCAUGGAGGAGGUAGAAGAGGGGGAAGAGGGGGAAGAUAA
Messenger RNA from Raphanus sativus (radish), 274 nucleotides. RefSeq names its product protein PSY3-like. NCBI's taxonomy places the organism in Eukaryota, Viridiplantae, Streptophyta, Magnoliopsida, Brassicales, Brassicaceae. Bases 41 to 274 code for a protein of 77 amino acids. The transcript is spliced from 2 exons. The record is from RefSeq and is a predicted model, not a curated record.